Motacilla alba alba is the source of this 3770-nucleotide messenger RNA. RefSeq names its product RAS related 2 (gene RRAS2). Bases 1992 to 2375 code for a protein of 127 amino acids. The transcript has 6 exons. Gene Ontology annotation, cellular component: plasma membrane. Gene Ontology annotation, molecular function: GTPase activity; GDP binding; GTP binding. The record is from RefSeq and is a predicted model, not a curated record. NCBI's taxonomy places the organism in Eukaryota, Metazoa, Chordata, Aves, Passeriformes, Motacillidae. Gene Ontology annotation, biological process: signal transduction.
CGGGCGGGGUCCGGCCCCGCGCUCCGCCCGGGAAGCGGCAGGCGCGGUCGGCGGCCGCGGCCGGGGAGCGGUGACACUCGGCGUCCGGCUCCGAAAUAGCUGCCCCGGGCUGAGCAUCUUGUGCUGGCCCGGCAAGGGGCCAGGAAGCUCCCACGGCUCCCCCCGAGAAGGAGGGGUGUUUGCGGCGGGGCACGCCGUGCGAGCUGGGACCAGCCAGCGCCCACCGCCCCUCGGAGCGCCUGCUGUUCAUCCCGCAACUUGUAGACAAUUGAACUUUUUCGUCUAUUGGUUUUCGGUGAAAACCACGCCAAAAUAGGCGAUACAAAGGGCGCGUGUCCGUGUUACGAGGGAGAUCCCUUUUCAGUGUUUCGCCACGAAUUCAGCCGUACCUCCUUUACUUAUUUUCAUCCCCUGCCCUGUUGCUGUUAGCAUUUCUACCUCUGUUUAUGGUAGUAGGAGGAGACAACUACUUGCGUUCUGCUUGCUGCUGUUGCUGACGGCAGAACAGCAAAUCUGGAGAGCAUGGCUUCUUGUUUGUUUUCUUUUAUUCCGCUGUGGAGAGCCGGUAAUGCUCUACCUACCAGUAAGACGGGCUGCUUGACAGCGCGGCAGACUUGUCUUUUAAUGUUGGGGUGAUGAUGUUCUCCACUAAUAUUUUGUUAGAACAAAAUAGGUAUUGGGUAAUCUGAUAGCAAAUAGAGCGUUUCUUUAUUUCAGUCGUUUUUUUAAUUCACAUAUGCAUGCGUGUGUUCAUUAGCUCAACUGCUCUGUUAAGAAUUUAAGCUCUGCAGCAUAGACUAAGUAGCUACAUAGAAAACAUUACUUUGUGUUUUUUGGGUAAGUACUGGAUAGCGGAAUGCUGAUAAGAUCCAGUGUUGUACGGAGCAUUAAAAGAGGGAACCCUUUGGGAGAAACAGUUCUUUGGAACUAGUUCAGUUUGAACGGUGUUUUUUGAAGUGUAUUACACAGGUGUCUUUUGUCAGACGUGUAGAUGGCUGGUCAGUUUCUAGUAAAAUACUGGCUGGUUGGUGUGCUCGAAGGUGAUGGGGCUGGAAUAACUGCAGUGCUCUCAGCGUGUGGAUUGAAUUCCUCAUUGCUUGCGUAUGGAGAUAAUUAAACCCUGCGUUUUCUGCAGCUGGUUGAGGGUGCCGUUCACUGCUGCUGUAGGUGGUGUUGCCUGUGUCUCGCUGUGGCAGUCAUGUGUGCAGCUGGAUAUGGCUUCAGCUCUGAGAUGCUGCUGUCUUGGGAAAUGUUGCUGAAGGGAUUUCUGGAUUCUGUGGCAGCAUUGAGGGCUUUGGGAUAACUUUACCUUAGCAAGAAAAAAGCUGUAAUUUAUACUAAAGAUGUAAGGAGGAAAAAAGGGGAGUUCACACUUGAUGCCUUUGUAUAGCCAUCUUUUUUAAGAGCAGUAAGGUUCUGCUGAGUACUGGAUACCUUCAGUAUUUGAGUACUUGUUGAAAUUAAUUCUUUAACCCGAUAGUUUGAGCUUAUAUUAACUAUAAAAAUAAAUCUUGGGCGAAGUGCUAUGACUGACACUUGUCUUUCAGCAAAAGAAGAACCCGUGUCUGUUUUGCCACGUAUAAGGAUCUUUUCAAAUUAACAGCAGAAAAAUAAAUAGUUCACUUUGAGAGAGCAGCACUGUGGUGUUAAGCUGACACAUUGAGGGUAAAUUCUUCAAAACAACUUAUUGUCAGUUUGCAUUAAGUUAUCUCCAUCUUCUUGCCCUCUCCGCAGCUUUAUCCUGAGAUAAAAUCUUGCCACUGCAAAGUGAAGUUUAGCAGAAAAUUCAGCCUUGAAAAAAACCCAAACAACCCAAAACAAAACUGAAGAAAAAUAGCUGGGAAAUAAAGACCUGGGCAGUACUUCAGUCCUACUUCGUUACGGAUUAUGACCCAACCAUCGAGGACUCCUACACCAAGCAAUGUGUGAUAGACGACAGAGCUGCGCGCUUGGACAUUCUGGAUACAGCAGGACAAGAAGAAUUUGGAGCCAUGCGUGAACAGUACAUGAGGACAGGGGAGGGCUUUCUGCUUGUUUUCUCAGUCACAGAUAGAGGAAGCUUUGAAGAAAUCUAUAAGUUUCAGCGACAGAUUCUUAGAGUGAAAGAUCGCGAUGAGUUUCCAAUGAUUCUCGUUGGUAAUAAAGCAGAUCUGGACCACCAAAGACAGGUGACACAAGAGGAAGGCCAGCAGCUGGCACGGCAACUUAAAGUCACGUACAUGGAAGCCUCAGCAAAAAUCAGAUUGAAUGUAGACCAAGCUUUUCAUGAACUUGUCAGAGUUAUAAGGAAAUUUCAGGAACAAGAGUGCCCUCCUUCACCAGAGCCAACACGGAAAGAAAAAGACAAGAAAGGCUGCCAUUGUGUUAUUUUCUGAGAAUCCCAAGAACCAAGCUAUCAACUGCCAGAUCAUAAUUUUUUCUUUCCAUCAUUUUACAUCACUUCUGGUAUUGGUCUAGCCUUAUAUGUGCAUGUCCUAAAAGUGGUCACCGGAAUAGCCUUAGUCCAAGAAGCUGGCAGAAUAGUUCUUGAAGAAGACUCGGUCAUCCUGAGGCAGACUUCAAACCAAAACACUAAGGCUGCUUCUCUAAUACCACAGUUCCUUCCUUCUCUCCCUUCAGAGCUUGCACCUUGUGGAGUUUUAUUCGCAAAGGAGAUGAAACAAAACCGUGUAGGACGAGGUGUUGAAGUCAUGCAUAAGUUGUCUCUUGUGAAUUAAUUUAUUUUUACUUCUGACAUGUCAUUAGCUAUUGCAGAGACCUAUAUUGGAGUAUAGAGAAUACUUUUUAAAAACGGGGUGGAUUGGCUUUUUUUUGUUUGUUUGUUUCUGCCCUCAGUUAAAUUAGACUUGAGUAUUCAGCUAGCCUUAAGAAACCUACACUGAAUUUCAUUGUCAGCAAAAAUUUUCAUCUCUCAUUUAUGCUGCAGUUUUAUUUCGGUGGCCAAAACAUUCUACUGUAUUUAUUUUUUGAAUCCAGAACAGCUACAGGAUGAUUACUACUACUAUUAGGAUAUGGCCAAAUACCUGAGCUCAUUCUGGAUUGAGGCAUUUCAGCUUAUUAAGAAAUUUCACAUUAUGUUUGAAAACAAAUUGUGUCUUCCUUUGUAUUUCUGGGUAAGGGAUUAAGGAAAACUAAAAUUGUAGCUGUUUUUGUUUCAUGUGAUAUAAAAACGAAUUUGAUCUUUCCAUUGUCAGAGAUGAUUAAAUGUUUUUGCUAUAUACUUUUAUACAUUAUUUUCUUAUCAAACUAGUUAACAAGUAUUUUUAUAUGUUUGUAAGCAAAUAUGCUUUCACAGCAUAACUUGUGUAUAUGUAAAGAUGAGUAUUUAAUUCUCACAGUUCACUUUUAACUGACAAAAUGUGGGAUUUGCCAAACUGUGGUGAAUUUCUCCUUACUCUCCCGGUUAUACCCAAGAAUGGCCAAUUAUGUGCCUGCCCAGCACACCUAUAGAGUAAAAUCUAGUGUUGUGUUUUAAUGAAUUUCAGCAUCCCUUACUAAAGACUGACCAUUAUGUGAAUUAUUAAACUGUAAGACUUUUAACUGAUUGUUUAGUUAAACUGUGGAUGGUUGUUUAAUUUUGAGUUCUGUGGAUUGUGUUUAAACAAUUCAAGAGUAUGGUCCCUGAUAUUGAAAUACUGAGUGGUAUUGCACAGUUGUCACCUUAACUGAAUGUGUCCAACAGUUCUUUGAAACUUGAUUAUUAAGCAAACCCUUGUAUAACUUCAGGUGCUAGAAUUAAAGAUGAUCUAACCAUUUUUGGGGGGUAAACA